Cebus imitator (Panamanian white-faced capuchin) is the source of this 1406-nucleotide messenger RNA. RefSeq names its product speedy protein E4-like. Lineage: Eukaryota; Metazoa; Chordata; Mammalia; Primates; Cebidae. Gene Ontology annotation, biological process: positive regulation of cyclin-dependent protein serine/threonine kinase activity. The transcript has 8 exons. The coding region runs from base 1 to 1146 and encodes 381 amino acids. The record is from RefSeq and is a predicted model, not a curated record. Gene Ontology annotation, molecular function: protein kinase binding.
AUGGCCAGGUGUCAACUGCAGCCGCAGCUUGAUGAGAGGAGCCCCCAGCCUAGCACCUCGGGGUACUCCCUCCUGGAGGUGAUAGAUAAUGAAGUGCCAGGACCAUCAGCUCCUUGGGUAGAUCCUGGUACGCCUAAUAUCCUUUGCUGUAAAAGGAAGAGGGAGUGGUCAGACGAAUCUGAGGAGGAGCCCGAGGAGGAGACAGAGAAGGAGCGCGCCCCUGAGCCUGAGGAGACCUGGGUGCUGGACACCCUGUGUGGGCUCAAGAUGAAGCUUAAGCGACGGCAAGUGUCACCCGCGCUCCCUAAGAACUACGAGGCCUUCAACACGCUGCUUGGUCCCGGUUCGCCUUGGUUCCUUUGCCGUAAAAGGAAGAGGGAGUGGUCGGAUGAAUCUGAGGAGGAGCCCGAGGAGGAGACAGAGAAGGAGCGCGCCCCUGAGCCUGAGGAGACCUGGGUGCUGGAGACGCUUCAGGGGCUCAAGAUGAAACUAAAGCGACGGCGAGUGUCACCCGUGCUCCCUGAACACCACCAGGCCUUCAACAGGCUGCUUGAGGAUCCUGUCGUGAAAAGAUUCCUGGCCUGGGACAAAGAUCUGAGGGCAUCCGACAAGCCAAACCGGCUCGCCAUCCUGGUGUUUCCUGGCUUGGUUUCACCUCUCCUUCCAAAUGCCUGCCACUCGACUUUGCGUCUGUGUUUUCUGUCUGGGGUCCUGCACGCGUGUGGUUCUGAAGGGAAUCACCGAUUCCUUGACGUCUCUGUCCAGCAGGGCCCUCCUGAGGAAGGCAUGGCUCUCUGCAGGGUGGGUGCCAGUCCUGAGCUGAGGACGGUCUCCCGCCCUCCUCUCUGGGAAGCUGACCUCAGCCGGAGGUCUCUCCUGGUGGUGCCCCUGAGUAGCAGCCUGAUUUCUGCCCCCAGCUACCUGGCCAAUGACAUGGAAGAGGACGACGAGGGCCCCAAACAAGCCAUCUUCUACUUCCUGUAUGGGAAGAACCGCUCCCAGCGACCCUUGUUCCAGAAGCUUCGCUUCCAGUUCUUCUGUUCCAUGCACUGUAGGGCUUGGGUUUCCCUGGAGGAGCUGGAGGAGAUACAGGCUUAUGACCCAGAGCACUGGGUGUGGGCACGAAAUCGUGCCCUCCUUUCCUAGAGCUCCAGGGACCGUGGAGGCCUGAGGUCAUCGGCCCGAGGGAAGAACACCAGGCCCAGGGGAGAUACAUUUUCAGCACAAAGUUUAUUCCCAUGCUAAUGGCAGACAGACACCAGGAAGGAAGACAGGAGCCAUUUGUGCAGAUCAUCUAGAAGAACCUGGACUGUUCUAGAAGGAGCUGAAGAGAGUGAUCACGCUGUCCUCCUAGGAGUGGGGGGUGGGGAGACGGUACUUCUAGGAGUCCAUGGAGGACAGUGAGA